Loxodonta africana (African savanna elephant) is the source of this 2015-nucleotide messenger RNA. RefSeq names its product olfactory receptor 2L5. Gene Ontology annotation, cellular component: plasma membrane. The transcript has a single exon. Lineage: Eukaryota; Metazoa; Chordata; Mammalia; Proboscidea; Elephantidae. Gene Ontology annotation, molecular function: olfactory receptor activity; G protein-coupled receptor activity. Gene Ontology annotation, biological process: G protein-coupled receptor signaling pathway; detection of chemical stimulus involved in sensory perception of smell. Bases 1077 to 2015 code for a protein of 312 amino acids. The record is from RefSeq and is a predicted model, not a curated record.
CUCCCACUCACCCUUACCUAGAAAAUUUUCCAGAUGCUAUUCUUUUUUACAUUUGAGUGAGGGACCAGUCCUUUAUCCAAAUUCCUUAUUUCAAAGUCGAUGAAAUUUUUCAUCUUUCGAUGUCUUAUCUCCUGCUCUCAUUCUUAAUCUCUCUAAACUUUUUCUUCUUAAAUUUAUAAUGUAUCUAUUAAUCAUCAUAUAACUUUGGUUUCAAAUACAAGAAAACAUUAGAAAAAAAGGAACGAAUAAGAGAAUGUGCCACUGUGCAAUGUGUUAUGUUAGCUAAGCAUCAGGGAAACAGUGACAGAAUGUGCUUUCUCUUUGGGGAGACCUUGAGCAGAAUCAGGAAGCUACAAUGACCAUGGAAUAUAGACACUCCAAUAAAUUGUCUGCUUUAACUAGAAACUUGGAAAUUGAGUGAGGCAGCAGAAGGGAAUACAAAGCAGAGAAAACUGAAAAUGAAAAGAUAUAUAUGAAUUAAUACGACUUUGUGUAAAUGGUACUUGGCGAUGAUAAUUUGUCAUACAUUUCUUAACAGAUGAGCCAAAAAAUGAUACUUGACUUCAAGGGAGUUUGAUUUGGCAUUACUAUGCAAAGAGUGCUCAAGAAAGAAAUACAGCUCCUCAACAUGAGCUGAUACACCACUGCAGUAAAUCUCAGGAUAUAAAUUUAGAAGAAAGACAUCUUCCCCUGAAGGUCAUAAAAAUUUAUUUGUAGUAUGAGUCUAUAAUAGAUUUUCAAUGUAUAUGAUUUAGUGUGAGAUCUAACCUCUUAAUGAUCCCUAAUUUUAUGUGGUACAAUAAAACAUCCAUUCCUACUGAAUCAUUAUAGGAAAUUUUCUUUUUUUUAACUUCUUAGGUUUCUUAUGACAUAUUUUGGUCAGAAAUGUAUGCCUCUGCUAAUUUGAUCUAGAGGUCAGAAAAUGAGGUUUCGUUGUCAAAGUAGCUUAGUCCUUUAUUUAAGAGAAGUAAAUCUCAUGAAUAAUUUGCGGUCUGAGAAAACUAAGGAGUUAAAAAAAAACUUACCUAACUGAUUUACUCCUCUGUUUGCUUUUAGAAAAACCACAUGAAUGCCUGAUGGAAAAUUAUAACCAAACAUCAACUGAUUUCAUCUUAUUAGGGUUGUUCCCACCAUCAAAAAUUGGCGUAUUCCUCUUCAUUCUCAUCAUUCUAAUUUUCAUAAUGGCUCUGAUUGGCAACCUAUCCAUGACUCUCCUCAUUUUCUUGGACACCCAUCUCCAUACACCCAUGUAUUUCCUACUUAGUCAACUCUCUCUCGUGGACCUGAAUAACAUCUCCACCAUUGUCCCCAAGAUGGCUUCCAACUUCCUGUUUGGAAUCAAGUCAAUCUCCUUCAUUGGAUGUGGAGUUCAGAGUUUCUUCUUCUUGACUUUGGCAGGUGCAGAAACACUUCUCUUGACAUCUAUGGCCUAUGACCGUUACAUGGCCAUUUGCUUUCCUCUCCAUUAUCCCAUUCGUAUGAGCAAAAAAGUGUGUGUGCUGAUGAUAACAGGAUCUUGGAUAAUGGGGUCUAUCAACUCCUGUGCCCACACUGCAUAUGCACUCCAUAUGCCCUAUUGCCAAUCUAGGGCCAUCAAUCAUUUUUUCUGUGAUGUUCCAGCCAUGUUGACUUUGGCUUGCAUGGACACCUGGGUCUAUGAGUACACAGUGUUUGUGAGUACCACCUUGUUCCUCGUGUUCCCUUUCAUUGGCAUUAGUUGUUCUUAUGGCCAGAUUCUCCUUGCUGUCUACCACAUGCCCUCAUCAGAAGGGAGGAAGAAGGCCUAUUCGACCUGCAGUACCCACCUCACUGUGGUGACCUUCUACUAUGCACCCUUUGUUUACACUUACCUAUGCCCAAGAGCCUUCCGAUCUCCAACAGAAGACAAGGUUCUGGCUGUUUUCUACACCAUCAUCACCCCUACGCUCAACCCCAUUAUCUACAGCCUGAGGAACAAGGAGGUGAUGGCGGCCCUAAGGAGAAUCAUUCAGAGAAUUGUCUUUGUGAAAGCAUAG